CUUAUAAAAGUUUGUUGUUGUCAGUGGAGUGAGAAAAGAAAAUUGUAUGUGAGGGAAAUGUCGUGAAUUAACGAGUUUUACAGUUGUUCUGGAGUGGAUAAAGGUUUAUUUAGAUCGUUGGCGAAAUCAUUAAAAGGUAGCCAAGGAUGGCGUUGCCAGUUGAAAAUACCUCAACCUCCACGUGGCCGUUGCCCCCCACACAAUAUAUCAAUGUUUAUACAGAGGAAAAUAUUCGCCGUGGAAGAGCACCCAAACCUCCUUUGCCAGUUCACAAUGAGUAUACCAUGUUUGGUGUACCAUUUAAUGCCGAUGAUACCAUUAUCAGACCUCUUGAGUCUCAGGCCAUCCGGCGGCUAUACCCACAAAACUUUGAUCAUCGAAGAGAACUGAAAAAGCUUAAUCAUUCUAUAUUAGUCAAUUUUCUUGACCUGUUGGAUAUCCUCAUCAAGUGUCCAGAUUCAACCAAACGGACGGACAAGAUAGAGGACAUCAACAUUCUCUUCAUCAAUAUGCAUCACUUGAUCAAUGAGUUCCGACCUCACCAAGCUCGUGAAACAGUGAGGGUAAUGUUGGAAAUGCAGGAGCGACAGAGACGUCAGGUUGCAGAACGCCUUGAAAGACAAGAAGAUGAUGUAAGAAGAUUGGUGAGAGAAGCCCUUGCCUCCUUACCAGAUAAUUUAGAGUUAGAUUCAAGGCUAUUAGUACCUACUCCUGAGGAGCUGCAGCUGAGGCCAAAGACAGAUGCAAACAGCAGUGCAGAAGAUAAAUGUUCCAGCUUAGAUAGACUUAUGUGCAAUAUUGUUGAUGCAUUGUAGAGAUCAGAGUUAAAGUGAAUUUUAUACAUCAUUCAUUAUGGAAGUCAUAUAAGUGAAACCUGACAACUGUGCCACAAAAGUUUAUGGUGAAUGUUUGGCUCCUAUAGUGGUAAAAUGAAUAUUUGACUCCUAUAGUGGUAAAAUGAUUUUUGUAAUGCAUAGUAUAUCUUUUAAGGUGGUGAAAUAAGAAAUAGAACCCCUUUUAUAAAUUUAUAAGUAACAUUAUACAAAUAUGCUAUCAAGUGUUUUGAAGAGGAAUAUGACAAUAAGUGGACCUUUUUACACAAAAGACUGGUGGUAUAGAAUUAAGAAAGGAUCAUAACUGUUACUUAGAAUAAAAUGUAUGUUUUCUG
Penaeus monodon (black tiger shrimp) is the source of this 1168-nucleotide messenger RNA. RefSeq names its product mediator of RNA polymerase II transcription subunit 7-like (gene MED7). Lineage: Eukaryota; Metazoa; Arthropoda; Malacostraca; Decapoda; Penaeidae. Gene Ontology annotation, molecular function: transcription coregulator activity. Gene Ontology annotation, biological process: regulation of transcription by RNA polymerase II. Bases 147 to 815 code for a protein of 222 amino acids. The transcript is spliced from 4 exons. The record is from RefSeq and is a predicted model, not a curated record. Gene Ontology annotation, cellular component: core mediator complex; mediator complex.